CAUUAUUCGCCUUUCAGGUUUUGAGUGACAGUAGUUUUUUCUUUGUCACAAAGCAACGUCACGUCGGGCGGGAGAUGAGCGAAUUUCUCUGUAAGAAAAGUUUUGAUUCUGUCUCGAAGGCUGGAAAAAAAACUUUUCAACGCACAUUCAUAAGUCCCUGAGAUUCAUCCUCAGAGAUAUCCGAAAAUGCUGCGCUUCACGCCUACCUGUACUAGCAGCUGCAUGAAGGAGAACACUUGGUUAGAAUACUGGAUUGUGACAAAAACAAAGAAACAUAGUAGGCUACACUUUUAAUUUAGCAUAAAAAGGGUAUCGCACUUUAAUUUCCUUGUUGAGGUUUUUGGCUUUUUAGGUUGACUGAAGUUCCUGCCCGAGGUCUGGCUUCUUUCCAUCCGCCCUAAGUCUCUCGGAUCCCGGCUGCAAGAUUGAAAUCGCUGCGCUUUUGGAAUUUGGGAGUUUUGACCAAGGACGCGCGCGUUUAUCACCUUUAGUACAGCUCCUUUCUGUGUCCUUUUGGUCUCCUACAUGGUUGUAAUUGUACUGUCUGGAAGAUGUUAAUGUAUUUCACUGCGGGUCCCUGCUUCGUGGAGAGACUGAGUGUCCGAACUCGCAACUGCUCAAUAAGGUGCUUUUGAGCCGCAGUUGAAAGGACUACCCAGACCAUUUUGGGAGCGCCGAAUCCUCCAGAGCUACACCGCACAGCAGUGUACAGGACGCAGCUUUUAAGACGGUGCAAGAGGUCCCAUCUGUUUGAAUUGCAACCCAUUAUAUAGAUUUUUUUUUUUUUUUUUUGUCGGCAUUUAAGCGUUCAGGACAGGAUGCUGCCCCUCUCCAGAACCCAGCUUGCGCUGUUUUUCAUUCUUUUGUGUCCAGUUAACAUAAUCGGACUAUGGUGGGCAGUGGGCAGCCCUCUGGUAAUGGACCCCAACAGCAUCUGCAGGAAGACGAAACGCUUGGCAGGGAAACAGGCUGAACUGUGCCAGACCGAGCCAGAGAUAGUCAGUGAGGUGGUGAAGGGGGCCAAGCUGGGGGUUCGGGAGUGCCAGUUCCAGUUUAGAUUUAGAAGAUGGAACUGCACCAGUCAUAACAAAUACUUUGGAAAAGUACUACAGCAAGAUAUCCGGGAGACUGCUUUUGUCUAUGCAAUUACAUCUGCUGGAGUGACACACACAGUGACACAAGCAUGCAGUAUGGGGGAACUUUUACAGUGUGGCUGUGAGGCAACACGGAGUCGGGCUCCUCCUCUCCCUACAGCCGGACCUGGGGCUGAUGGUUCGAAAUGGGAGUGGGGAGGCUGUGGGGAUGAUGUGGAGUUUGGGUAUGAGAAAUCCAAGCAGUUCAUGGACGCAAAAAGGAAAAAGGGAAAGAGCGACAUCAGAACCUUGAUUGAUCUUCACAAUAACGAAGCCGGCCGACUGGCUGUGAAGAAUUAUAUGAGAACUGAAUGUAAAUGUCAUGGGCUGUCUGGUUCUUGCACACUCAGAACUUGCUGGAAAAAGAUGCCUCAUUUUCGUGAGGUGGGUAAUCGCCUCCUGGAAAGAUUUAAUGGAGCUUCCCAGGUGAUGGGAGGCAAUGAUGGUAAAACCCUCAUUCCCGUGGGGCAAAAUAUCAAACCACCAGACAAGCAAGAUCUCAUCUAUUCAGCAGAAUCUCCUGACUUUUGUUUGCCGAACAGAAAGACUGGCUCCCUGGGCACCAGGGGUCGGAUAUGUAACAGCACAGCCAUGGACGUCAGCGGAUGUGACUUGCUUUGCUGUGAUCGGGGCUACAGAGAUGAGACUGUGGUCUUUGAAGAGAACUGCUUGUGCAGAUUUCAUUGGUGCUGCGUAGUGCAGUGCAAAAAAUGCUCCAUCAGAAAGGAACUGAGCUUAUGCUUAUAAUACUAUGACCAGAAUUAUGGUACUUAAAAGAAUGGAACUUUCAGACCCCAAUAGGAAAGUCUUUUUAAAACCACCACAAAAAAACCAACACAAAAAACAAGAAGAGAAAAACAAAAUAUGGACCCCUUUAUAAAGUUAUGGGGCAGGGAAGCUGCUUAUGUGCUAUAUAUAUUAGGUAAUAUUGACAAAUGAUACUUACCUUCAAGGGAACAAAAUACCAAUACUCCCCAAGCCAGAUUGUGGGUGUAAAGAAGUUUUUUUUUCAAGCAUUGAAUGAGAAAAAAAAUAAAAUUCAACAACGUAUGCAAUGUUGUAAAUUAAUCUUCUUAGAUCUGUAAAAAAUAUGUAACACUGUUCUAUUUAUAACAACUUAAACAUAUAGCCACACAUAAUGAGAAUGAGUCUAAUGUUUCCCUUGUGUUUUAAAGCACUUUGUAUAAGGAACGCUUUUUUUUUUUUUUUUUUAAGUGUUUAAUCUUUGAAUCCAAGACGAAAUUAAAAAUGCCUUGGUGUAAUAAAUUAACAAAUUAAGAAAUUAACAAAAGGACUGCAUCAUACAGCAUAUGCCACCUUUUAUUUCCUUUGAGAUGUACAUGUGUAUAUUUAUGCUAGUACAUUAUGUAUGGGGCUUUUGAUGCACUUUGAUAACAUAUUCAAAUAGAUUUCUUUGUGUUUUACAGCAUAAUAUUAUAAUUUCAAAAAACAUGAUUGGGCCUUUAUUUGAA
Acipenser ruthenus (sterlet) is the source of this 2605-nucleotide messenger RNA. Its product is annotated as protein Wnt-6-like. Gene Ontology annotation, cellular component: extracellular region. The transcript is spliced from 4 exons. The record is from RefSeq and is a predicted model, not a curated record. Gene Ontology annotation, biological process: multicellular organism development; canonical Wnt signaling pathway; cell fate commitment. Lineage: Eukaryota; Metazoa; Chordata; Actinopteri; Acipenseriformes; Acipenseridae. The coding region runs from base 819 to 1880 and encodes 353 amino acids. Gene Ontology annotation, molecular function: frizzled binding; cytokine activity.